This is a messenger RNA of Bubalus bubalis (water buffalo), 1836 nucleotides long. RefSeq names its product ribonuclease A family member 12 (inactive) (gene RNASE12). NCBI's taxonomy places the organism in Eukaryota, Metazoa, Chordata, Mammalia, Artiodactyla, Bovidae. Gene Ontology annotation, molecular function: nucleic acid binding. The record is from RefSeq and is a predicted model, not a curated record. The transcript is spliced from 2 exons. Bases 1042 to 1653 code for a protein of 203 amino acids.
UGAUAGUUUUAGGUGAACAGUGAAGGGACUAAGCCAUACAUAUACAUGUAUCCAUUCUCCCCCAAAACCCCCUCUUGGGAGGGGUCUUGCUUUGGUUACAAGGUACUGAUGGGAAGGUGGGGGCACAGAGGGACAGGUGGAAUCCAGGAGACACAGGAGAGCUGGCACCAUGGAGAAGGGAGGCUCUCAAGUCAGAGAUGGAGUGAGAUGGGGGAGUUAAAAGGGAACUUUGAGAGUUUUACAGCAGAUGGAGAUUUUAAAAACUAGUUUUGUAUUAUUGUUUGUAUGACAGCUGAGGCCCUGUGCCAAGGGAGGGCUCCCACACUCCCAAGGAAAGUCAAAGCAACCUCCAAACGUCUGUUCCAUCAUGUUUCCUCUGCAGGAGAGAGCAAGUGAGCCUAGGUCUGUCUGAAACGUUCUUGGAUCCUGUGAGGAAAACACCCUGGGCGUCUCUAUACUCUAUCCAAAAAAACUUCAGUGGUGUCUAUAAUACUGUUUACUAAAAGUUGCUGCAAUUGGAUUUGCUUGGGGAGAUUUGGGAGAAUGAUGAGCUCUUUAGUCUGUUGACUGCUGCUUUACGGAUCAUCCCACAUGGUGGCCAAAAACAACAACACUCAUUCGAUCCCAAAUCUGGAGGUUGAACUUCAUUAGGCAGUUCUUGCUUGAGGUCCUGUAUGUGGUUUCAUGCACAGGGAGCCGCCUGGGGCAUCUCCCUCGCUGUAUGGCCUCCCCCCGUGUGGUCUCAACAGUCAGACUUCUUUCUGCAGGACACCCAGAGUCAACGUCCUAGGAGAACCACAGCCCAGUGGAAGCUUGUGACCUCGGCUGAGAGGUCACGUGAUGCCACAUGAUGGAAUCAGGCACAGAAGCCCACCCUUGUUCUCAGGAAAGGGAAUGAUAAGGUUCCGGAAGAGACUGUGGGACAGAAAUAUACUGUGGCCAGUUUGGGGAGCAAUACAAUCUGCUACAUGGCUUUAAGGUGAGCGAGACAUUGGGCAACUGCAGAAGUCUUGCAAGGGUAGCCAACCACAUCUGUGAGACAUGAAUAAGCUCCACAGUUUCCUGAGGGAGUUGGAGCAGCUGGAAGUCUUUGCGCAUUUCUCUCCCUCCAUGCGUUCUCUCCUCUGGUGGCCUCUACACAGCCAAACGUCAUACGUGGCAGCUGAAGGCAUCCAGAGAAUUAGACCAAAACAUGUGAAAGAUCUCAUAACCCUGAUGAUACUAAUGGUGAUAAUCUUCCUGGUGCUUCUAUUCUGGGAAAAUGAGCUGGAUGAGGAAGCAAUGGCGGCAACUUUAGAGCAGUUGCAUGUGGAUUACCCUCAGAGUGACAUUCCAAUAAGGUACUGCAACCACAUGAUCAUACAAAGAGUCAUCAAGGAACCCAACAACACCUGCAAAAAUGAGCAUUUCUUCAUCCAUGAGAGGCCUCGAAAUAUCAACAGUGUUUGCAGUUCUCCCAGGAGGGUGACUUGCCAAAACCAUGCCCCCAGUCUCUGCUUACUGAGUGAAAUCAAGUUCAAAAUGACAGUCUGUAAGCUCAUUGAAGGCACCAGAUAUCCUGCCUGCAACUACCGUGUUUUCGCCACAGAGGGGUUUAUUGUUGUCACUUGUGAUGACAUGGGGCCAGCUAAAAUCCAGAGAUACAUUGAAUAAUCUGAGACCAGCAUCAGAGCCUGCCAUUCUCUCAUCUCCUCUCUCAGAGGCACUGUUGCAGGUUUUCCUGCACCCUGUGGACAUAGGGUCAUGCCUUGAGUGAAAUGCAUUUAUCCUUCCACUAUUGCUGAGCUGGAAUCUUUUUAUUCCGCUUCAAUAAAAAAAAUCUAAUGAAUUAAACCA